CCGGCACUUCUCCUGUCGUGUUCGCUCGGCAGCGGUCGUCAUCGAUUACUCACGGCCCACUGACACCCGAUUGUUCAGUGCGCACUGUGGUGUGCGCGCGGGAAGAGGAGCCACUCGAUUCGAACCUCGCCGUGCCACCGGUCGGAGGUUGCGCGGUGUGCACUCCGGUCGUCACGUUGUUUCGCGCGGACAGUGAGCGCGUCGCGCCGGCUCCUCUUUCCUAUCUUCCCAUCUUCGAAAUCACCGUGUGCUUGCAUCAUCAUCACACUGACUGAACCGAGGAGUGCCGAGCACUCGCUGUCGCGUGAAGUGGUGGACAUAACUGUGAGUGGACGUUGCUGACCGACGAGGGAGUGACUAUUCCGAUUUUCUGCACUGGCAAUUACACUAAUUAAACUAAUUAAACUAAAAAAGCAUAAGAAAGCAGGAAAGAAGAAAAAAAGCUGACGAAAACAAGAGAAGAGAGAAGUUGAGUGCAAGGGACUCUGAGGUGCCUCGGGUGGCGUGACUGUAAAUCGGUCUCCUCUAAACUAAGGCGGAAGUCGUUGUGGUCGCUGUCUGCUUCUGCAACGUCAGAGAAGAAAGGAGGGCGGCGUUAGUUUUGACGGUCAGCGCGAGGUGACGCCACAGGUGUCCAGUGUCUCCGAGCGACCGAGACUCAUCACAUCUGCCAGUCGUUGACCCACGUGAUCGCUGCUUGACUGACAAGUGUUGCGGACUGGAGCAAUGGGGCAGCGUUCUGGCAAUCUCUGCUAAACAACUGCUCUCCGUACCGCGCACUCAAACACUGUUCGUCGCGGACAUGUCAAGGAGGAAACAAGCGAAACCCAGAGCACUGAAACCCGACGAGGACCCAGGCGAAUCGGAGGCGACAGAAGAGCACCGCUGCCAAGCGAUGCAAGUGGACAGCAGGUCGGAGGAAGGCGAGCGCUCCCCGGAGGAGGACUCGUCGUACGCUCCCGGAGACAGCCAGCUGGACGGCUCUGACCAGGGACCGGAACCUCCCUGCGACGCGGCUCGGGCAGCCGGGGAGGACGAGGACAGGCCACCGUUCCACUGCGACGGCUGCGGCCUGGCUCUCGACAGCGUGCACAGCUUGCUGCUCCACAGGAACGUCGACUGCAGCCGCGGGGCAGCCCCGGGCGGCGGCGCAGGCACGCCCUCGUCGUGGCGCUCUUCGUCCGGCAGCCCCGAGGACGAGCUGACGUCGGCGUCACUGUCGCCCCCUCCCUCGCUGCUGGCCGGCGGCCCGGCGUCGGCCUCCUGCUCCGACUCCGAGCUGUCCUUCACCAUCGGCGUCACAGAGGCGACGCCCUACGCCUGCCACUUCUGCGACAAGGCCUUCCCCAGGCUCAGCUACCUCAAGCGACACGAACAGGUGCACAGCGACCGGAUGCCGUUUCGAUGCGACUUCUGCCAGCGGCUGUUCAAGCACAAACGCAGUCGCGACCGACACGUGAAGCUGCACACGGGAGACCGCAAGUACCGGUGCUCGCAGUGCGAGGCGGCCUUCUCGCGCUCCGACCACCUCAAGAUCCACAUGAAGACUCACGACCACGCCAAGCCGUUCCAGUGCGCCAUGUGCAACCGCGGCUACAACACCGCUGCGGCCCUCACCUCGCACAUGCAGAAUCACCGCAAGAGUGCCGCUGCCGCCGCCGCCGUCAAUGGCCUCGAGCCGUCGGCCGCGCUCUCCCGGCCCGGCUCGAGUCUGGCAUCGGCUAACGGAGCGACGACGCUUACUGCAAUGGGCAACCCCGUCGACAAUGGAUCGACGUCCAUGUCACGGGAGGACAGCUCCUCGUGCUCGACUGACAAGCUGAGCCUAACUGGUGGCAGUCCUGGUCCGGGCAGCGUUGAAAUCCAAGCAAACGGAUGCAAAUCGAUGUCCGAGCGGGCUGGCAGCACGAGUCCCCGCGACGGCGUGGAGCCGCUGGCGUGCGGCUUUUGCAGCCGGUGCGACUUCAGCAGCCUGGAGGCGCUGCAGGCGCACGUGCGCGCCUCCCACGUUCCCUUCUCGGCGGCCUCACUGGUGGGGCCGUCACACCAACUGCGGCCGGAGCCCAGCGGCCGCUCGGUGUCCCGCCAGUCGCCGCCGGCCGCCACCACGGCCUCGUCGGUGGUGGACGCGUCGUACGAGUGCGAGUACUGCGGCAUGAAGCUACCCAGCGUUCACGCCCUGCAGACUCACACGCUGGCCGCGCACAGCUUCAGCGAGGUGCUGAGCAAGCGCAUGUCGGCCAUGAUGGGGGCCGACUCCGGCGGCGGACCUUUGCUCUGCAGCCAGUGCGGCGCCGCGUCGCCAGACUUCGAGUCGUUCCGGGCGCACCUGGCGUCGCACCUGGAAGGACGCAUGUCCCGCUGCUGCCCCGAGUGCCGCGCCGAGUUCCCUUCCUCGCAGCAGCUCGAGGCGCACGUUGCCGCGCACUUCCUAGCCACGUCGGUCGAGUACGGCUGCCAGGCGUGCCUAAAGCUCUUCGCGCGGCCUGACGAGCUGCAGAAGCACCUGCUUGACGUGCACGCCCACCACCUUUACCGCUGUGCGCUCUGCCGGGACGUGUUCGACUCCAAAGUUGGCGUCCAGGUUCAUUUCGCCGUCAAGCAUAGCAACGAGUGCCAAGUAUUCAAGUGUAGCGCUUGCAACGCCGCCUACCGGUCUGAGCCAGAGUUCGCGCUUCACGUUCAAGUCACGCACUUGGCUAAGGCUGCGCCCUACCGGUGCCUGCUGUGCGACCAGACAUUUGCUAGCGAGCCCCUGCUGCAAAGCCACCUGGACACGCACGGCAAACAAUUCGCGUGUGCCCUGUGCAGUCAAGCCUUUCACGUGGAAUUCCUGCUCGAGAAACACAUGCAGGCUUGCCACGCGGCCGACCUAACCUUGCACCCGGACGGUGUGCAGAACCUGAGCGUCAAGUCGAGGAUCAAGGACAUCAAGUGCGACAUCUGCGACCAGGCGUUUGGAGCGGACGCCCUGUUGGCGGCGCACCGCAAGCAAGUGCACAACGUGCGCUCUUCGUCGCAGAAGUCGGUGAGCCUGCUGUGCGCGUAUUGCAACGAACCGUGCAAGUCCCGCUCGGACCUGGAGAACCACAUGAAGAGCCACACGGCAAGCCCCAGUAAGCACAAGUGCAACAUCUGCGAUGAGAUGUGCCCGUCGGCCACCACGCUGGCCGAGCACAAGCUGACGCACUGCAAGGUCGUCAAGGGCUCCACAUGUGCCGGCUGCCGCGAGAUUCUCCGCUCCGAGGAGCAGUUCUUGACGCACGUCAACUCUCACGGUGGAGGACCCGCGUUGCCGCUGCCCUGCGUGGUGUGUCGCCAGACACUCAUGUCUCAGGUGGAAGUGCGCAUGCACGCUCGCUUUCACGUGGCCCACUGCGACAGGGGCUCGCUCUGCUGCGUCUGCGAGCGACCCCUGGACGCGGCCAGCCGCAUCAUCACCGGCCGCCAGCAGGAGCGCCAGUCGUUCAUGUGCAAGGACUGCUUCCACGCCAAGGGCGUCCAGGACCAGGGCCGCUGCCCCGAGUGCCGCAUCAAGUUCGAGUCGCCACUCGAGCUCGAACAGCAUGUGCGCAGCAGCCACGGCGGCUGAGUGCACCGGUGUGCACCGUGUGCGACAGCAGUGCACCUCGCAAACAAUCAAACGCGCCCGCGGUCUUUCUGUUAACUUAUUUCUCUUCCGUGGCGCGCCUCUCAUGUUUUCCCAGUCCUGACUCGAGGCAAAUCGCAACACGUCUAUUCAGAAGUUAUACCUCCUAAUAUAUCUGAUCAUCUUGUCAAAAAAAAAAAGGGCGUGUGUGGUCUUCAGGCUGUUCUUACCCGAGUGCUUCUCCGGUGAAGAAUUUCACCCAACCGUGUAAAUACAAGUUAUUCAUAUUCAUCGCCACGUUUUUGUUCUAUGUGUUGACAUCAUAAAUCAGGGUAUGAAACUGCAUACAUUUUAAGCUGCGGUUGUUUUAUGCCUUGGUAUAAUACUCUUCAUGAAGCACCUUUGUAACAAUGAAUACACCACAGCCAAAUAUGAAUAGUUUAUAUUCUUCCCAGUGUUCAAUCAUCAGUGUUUGUGUUUUUGGAAGCAUCCUUAUGUUUCUUUACACAACUAUAUGAUAUCAAUUAGUUUUUUUACGUUUUGCCUGUGUGGUUUACAAGGUUCACGAGGCAAAUAAAGUUCGUAUUUUUAAGGGAAA
This is a messenger RNA of Dermacentor silvarum, 4187 nucleotides long. It is a transcript of the gene L, whose product is annotated as zinc finger protein 423. The transcript is spliced from 7 exons. NCBI's taxonomy places the organism in Eukaryota, Metazoa, Arthropoda, Arachnida, Ixodida, Ixodidae. Gene Ontology annotation, molecular function: RNA polymerase II transcription regulatory region sequence-specific DNA binding; DNA-binding transcription factor activity, RNA polymerase II-specific. Bases 803 to 3592 code for a protein of 929 amino acids. Gene Ontology annotation, biological process: regulation of transcription by RNA polymerase II. The record is from RefSeq and is a predicted model, not a curated record. Gene Ontology annotation, cellular component: nucleus.